This is a messenger RNA of Nicrophorus vespilloides, 470 nucleotides long. RefSeq names its product general odorant-binding protein 2-like. The record is from RefSeq and is a predicted model, not a curated record. The transcript has 2 exons. NCBI's taxonomy places the organism in Eukaryota, Metazoa, Arthropoda, Insecta, Coleoptera, Silphidae. Gene Ontology annotation, molecular function: odorant binding. Bases 72 to 470 code for a protein of 132 amino acids. Gene Ontology annotation, biological process: sensory perception of smell.
AAGGUCAAUUUGGUUGCAAUAAAAGAGAACACCUAUGAAUUAUAACAUUUACUUUUGGUUGAAGCGCCAAUAUGAAAACUACACUUGCAAUUAUCGUCAUUUUAGCGGCUGUUACCCAAGCCAUCGAAAUAAAAUACUCAGCCAAGUCUAUAGAUAAAUAUGUAGCUGGAGGUAAAGAAUGUGCAAAAGAAGAAGGCGUGGAUCCCAUCUACUUGACCAAACUGAAUGACAAGAACCAGCUUCCGAACUACAAUGAAAUAGGAUGCCUGAGUUUAUGCAUGAUGAAGAAGUUUAACCUGAUGGAUAGUGAACUUCAUUUCAUUUCCGAAGAGUUCUUGCAAUUUUUCGAUAAUCCAGUCGUUAAAGAGACAUUAUCAUCAUCUAUGGAUAAGUGCACGCUCAUGUAUGACACAAUGAAAUCCUGUCAAAUCGCCUACGAUCUUCAUAAAUGCAUCCUUGUUAACCUGUAG